This is a messenger RNA of Peniophora sp. CBMAI 1063, 2955 nucleotides long. The record is from the annotation of a GenBank genome assembly. Lineage: Eukaryota; Fungi; Basidiomycota; Agaricomycetes; Russulales; Peniophoraceae.
AUGGCCGACAACACAGCAUCCGGGUCUGGAUCUGGAGACAAGAGCAAUAAUGGGGGGAGGGUAGUGGAGUACAAGAAGGACGGGACGGUGUCGCGGAUGCGGGCGCACAAGGGGAACGUGCCCCAACUGCCGCAGACGAAGCAGUGCCCGUUCUGCGUCGCGAAGUUCACCAGGACGACGCAUCUGAACAGGCAUUUGCGCAACCAUACGAACGAGAGGCUGUACAAGUGCGAGGCAUGCGGAUCGCAGUUCACGCGUAGCGAUCUCCUGGCCAGGCAUAAAAAGAGCUGUGGCGAUUCCUCGAACGGACACACGAGCCGGUCGCGCCGACGGUCGUGCCAGGCGUGCGCGGCGCUGAAAGUGAAAUGCGACCUGCGCGCGCCGUGCUCGAAAUGCAAAGCGCGCUCGCGCGAGUGCGUCUACCCGCUCGAGAACCCCGACGACGCCGCCGCGCCGGGGCCCUCGCGCAGCAUGGGCCCGCCCGGCAUCGCGAACCUCGACUCGAGCGCGGGCUUCGUGCCCUCCCAGCUCUCCCUCUCCGGCGACAUGCACAACUCGGCCUUCCCCGAGCUGAGUUUGAUCGAAGAGUCCAGCAGCGCGUUCGGCCCGCAGCUCUCAGAGUCCAACCUCGCGUCCUUCCUCGGGCUGCACGCCGACCUCGGCCCGCGUGGGGGAGGCGCGAUGUCGCUGCCGACGAUCAACGACGCCGCGAGCACCGUCAACUCGAUGCCGUCCUUCGCCGCGUUCGACAAUCGCGCGUUCACGUCCUUCGUGCCGUCCGAUAUCGCCGCGCCGACGAACCCCGCGGGCCUCGGCUCGUUCUCGAGCAACAUGUUCGAGCCCUUCUUCCGCGACGUCUUCCACCGCGACGGGUCGUCGAUGCAGCCCGAUAGCAGCAUGGCGUCCAUGCCGGCCGGCUCGGCGCCGCCGUUCGUCGCGCCCCCGACGGACAUGACGAUGAACGAGCAAGGGUCGCUCCAGGGGCUAUUCAACGGUCUGGAGGGCAUGCAAGAUUUCAACGGGCAAGCUGCACAGGGCGACGCGCAGGACGCGAGCCAAGGGUUCGAUCAGCAGCUGCUGAACGACAUGAUGAACACCACCUACCCCGAGCCCGAGCCCGACCCGCUCAUGGAGGCGCCGCACAAGUGCCCGCAGCGCUACAGCCUGCACUCCGAGAUCGAGAACAUCCUCCCGGGCACCGUCCGCGCAACCUACACCCAAGACGAGCUCAACUCCGUGCUCCGGCCCCCGCCCCCACUUCUAGGCGACGAGGCGAUCCCACACCCGUCGCCGGAGGAGCUGCAGCAUUACCUGCACAUAUUCCUGACGGCGUUUUUGCCGCAGAUCCCCGUUAUACAUCUGCCGACGCUGCGCGUGGACCUGAAGCCGCCGAUUCUGUUGAAGACGAUGCAGGCGUGCGGGGCGCUGUUUGCGAAGACGAGGGUCGCGGACGCGUUUGUGCAGAGGACGCUGGAGAGUUCGCGGGAGACGCUCGUCAUUGAAUUCUCACGGCCGUCGGAGAACCCAAAGCACCAGAUGCACAUCAUCAUGACGCUCAUCCUCCUACAGACCAUCGGGCUCUUCCACCAGAACCCGCAAUUGCGCGCCUCGUCGAACAUCUACCACGGCAUGCUCGUACUAAUGAUCCGACAAAAUCGCAUCCUCGAGCGCAGCUCGAUGUGGCGCGCGCCCCAGUUCCCGAUCCCGGACGUCGACGCGCUCGACCUCGCCUGGCGCGACUGGACGGUGCACGAAGCGAUCAAGCGCUGCUGCUUCCUCGCCUACACGCACGACCAAUCGCACCGCAUCUUCUUCGCGCUCCCCGCCUCCUUCGCGCCCGACGAAGUAUCCCUGCGCCUCCCCUGCGAAGAGUCGCUCUGGGAGGCGCCCGACGCGUUCGCGUGGUCCCAGGCGCUCCUCGCCGAGUCGCCGUACGGCACCAUAUCCCAACGACUUUUGGGGGUACCGAUGCUGCACGGGUUCGCGGCGAUGGGGCUCGAGGGCGGGCAGCUCCCCGAUGGGGUCACCGACGCGCUGUCCGCGAUCCCCGCGAUCCCGCCCUUUGGGCACUUUAUACUGCUCCACGGCCUGCUCGGCGAACUCUUCCGGCGCUGCACCGCGGCCGACUCGCCCGCGAACCGGCCCAAACCCCCCACACCCUCCUCCUCCUUUACAGAUGAGGGUGAAGAGGAAGUGAGCCCGCAGCUCUUCGCGAUGCAGCUCGCGCUGCACAAGUGGCUCAAGCUCUGGCUGCUCAACCCCGAGGCCCCCCGCGCGCCCGCGGCGAACGGCGCGCUGCCGCAGCCGGAGCAGAAACACGCGACGUACAGCGCGGACCCGCUGCCGUUUUACUGGCUGGGCCAGCUGUUGCUGCUCGCGUUCCAGGAGGGGCUGCCGCCGUUCGCGCUCGAGCCUCCCCCAGGAGCCCCAGAGAAACCUGGGUCAAGACAGGCGACGUCUAGCCCAUCCACGACGGACCUGAGCUCGCCGUACUCGCCGUUCGAUAGCUUUGCGGGCACGAGCUCGACGCAGAGCUCGAGCGGGCAGACGCCGCCGUCGAUCUUCGAUAGUCCCCAGAUCGCUAGAGCAGGCGAGAGCGUGCUGGGGAAGAACGACCACCUGUGGCUGUACGCGGGCCCGCACUAUACCUCGCCCCCCUCCUCCUCCUCCUCUUCCUCCGGUGGGGUGCGGCGAAAACAGACCGACGCGUCGAGCGCGCAGUUUAGUCUGAUCAAGAACUGGCUGCAGCACAUCCGCGCGUUCUUGCGGCGGAGCGAGGGGAGCCCGACGGUCGUGUGGGACGAGCUGAUGCGGAUUCGGCUGAGCGGGUGGUAUGCGGAUACGAGUAUGAAGAUGAGCAUGAGGAGGGGAGGGGGGAGCGUGGGGGGGCUGGACGAGGAGGAUGCGGAGGCGCAUGGGCUGUUGGGGUUUUUUGAGGAGAAGCUGAAGAUUUAG